CAAAAAUCCUGAGGCAGAAAAAGAAACCGCAUUCCACAAGCAAAGAUCAAAACAGCAGCUCCUUCUUUGACUGAGACAAAAAAACAGCUUCUUCUAUGGAGUCCUCCAUAAACUCUUCCGAACACUAUUACGACUAUUAUUAUGAAUCCAAUGCUACUUUUGACUACUCUUCACAUGAAAUGCUUUGCCUCAAAGAUGAGGUGAGAACAUUCAACAAGUUAUUCCUACCGGCAUUUUAUUCCAUUGUUUUCCUUCUUGGACUGCCUGGGAAUUCCCUUGUGAUAGCAAUCUAUGCCUACAUCAAGAAGCUAAAGACCAGGACUGAUGUAUACAUCAUGAACUUGGCAAUUGCUGAUUUGUUACUGCUUUUUACUCUUCCAUUUUGGGCUACCAAUGCUGUACAUGGAUGGGUGUUUGGCAUCCCAUUAUGCAAAAUCACCACUGCCAUUUACACCAUGACCUUCAGCGCCAGCAUGCAGUUCCUGGCCUGCAUCAGUGUGGAUAGGUAUAACAACAUUGUCAAAUCCUCAGGUCAACAAAGAAUCACAAAAUUCUGCAGUAAAACCUGUUUCUUUGUCUGGAUGGCUGCCACAUUUCUUUGCAUCCCUGAUCUCAUUUUCAAUCAAGUCAAGGAGCACCGUGGAACAAGGGCAUGUAUUUCUACAUUUCCAGAGAGCCUGGGCAAAGUAAUUAAAAUGAUUAUUGAAGCUGGAGAAAUGGCACUAAGUUUUGUGUUGCCCUUCUUCAUUAUGCUGAUCUGCUAUUCAGCUGUGGCCAGAGCUCUCUUCAAGAGUCCCAGUGUUAAAAAAUCCCAGCCUCUGAAAAUUCUUGUGGCAGUUGUUUCUGUUUUUAUUGUCACCCAGCUGCCCUACAAUGUGAUCAAACUUUGGAGAGCCAUAGAUAUUAUUUAUCCCUUGAUCACAGACUGCAAGACAAGCAAAGCCAUGGAUGUUGCACUCCAAGUAACCAACAGUAUUGCUUUGUUUCAUAGUUGCCUGAACCCCCUCCUGUAUUUUUUUAUGGGAGCAUCCCUCAGAAUGCACAUGGUGAAACUGGCAAAACGUUAUGGCUAUUGGAGAAGACAACAGAACACACCACCAGAAGAGAUUCCUAUGGGCUAUGAAGAAUCGGCAGAACAAACAAGCAGUUUUACUAUUUAGAAUAUUAGUGCAGACUCUGUGGUCCUCCAGCCGCUACUGGACAUCUCAACAUCUUUGACCACUAGCCAUAGUGACCAGGGCUGAUGGGAUCUGUUUAGCAACAUAUGGAGUUUAUAAGCAACAGAUUCUUCCCCCAUUUCAGAGAACGUGGAGAUGGAUGACUGCUAAACUCCAUCUGUUUUGCCUAUUCAUUGCAUAAUAAUUUUGGAAUAAUUCCCUUGUUACUGUUAACUGACAUUGACUUUGACUUAUGGCGAUCCCAUGAACAAGAGAACUCACCCUGUCAUCAACAGCCCUGCUUGGGUCUUGCAGACUCCCUUGAUUAAGUCUAUCCAUCUGUAAUGUGGUAUUCCUCUUUUCUUACUGCCUUCUACCGUACCAAGCAUUAUUGUCUCUGCUAGUGAGUCAUGUCUUCUCAUGAUAUGAUUAGUCAUCUUGGCUUCUAAAGAGACUUUAGUCUUCAGUUUGCUCUAGUACCCCUUUAUUUGGUUAUUUUUUUUUUUAGCAGUCCACAGUUUCCUAGGCAUCUAAAAAAGACUUGCUCAUUAAAAACUUCAUGUUGAUUCAUUGAGUCGCUGUAAGAAAGUCAAGUUAAAGAGGUAGCUGAGUAAUCUGAUCUCCAGGCAACACAGGCACAGCACAACUUUUUUCAUUCAUACUUUGCAGUGCAAUAUAACACAAAAAUAGGUUAAGUUAUUUUUGUUAGAACUCCCAAAACAUCCCUGCCAGCAAAUUCUCCAUAAUCUCCCAAUCUGUUGCCAGUUGUGAGUUGUAUUUCAAUAAGUAACUUUUUCUCUUUGAAUAGGAUAUAGUUAAUACAAUCUAACUUAUGAACAGAGCAAACACCACGUUAUUUCUAGCAAUUUAUCAUAAAAAAACAACAACACAAUACCUAUAAGCAACGAUCCCAUACUCUUUUUCACUGGAUAAAAAGCCCACUACAAUCAGCAGGACUUACUUGUGAGUAAACACAUACAGGAUUGUUGUACUGAUCAAAGGUUCUCAUAGGAAAGCAAAAAGAGGGCUAUGCUUACACAAGGAAGUUGGGUGAUCAGAUGUUUUCAAAAGCUAUUGUUCUUAAACUGACAUUUUUGCCUGGAUGAGGAAAGAGGAUGGUAUCUGACCUACUCUGUCUGGGAUAGCUAGUCUACAGGGGAAAGGAAGGAGAACUAUGCAUGCCUGGAUUUUCUUUUGAGCCAAAAACAUGGCUAUAAUUCUUCCCUUCCCUCAGAUUCCUUUCUUCCUCUGUAUCAAUUUAGAAUGCAGACUUUGUCCUUGGGACUGGAAUGUAAAAGGAAGGAGAUAAAUUAAUGGUCCAGGCUUUAUUUAGAUCAAAGAACAAGCGACAAAGCCGGAUGACUCCCUACACCAUUUUGGCAUCUGAAGUAGCUCCAAAGUUUGAGCCUCCUCAUAAAGAUACUGAGCAGAAUUAGCCACCAAAUAAAAUAAAACACCAGGGACAUUUUCUCCCCAAGAAGAACUGUUUUAUCUUGCAAUAUAUAAUUUGGAAUCAUAUUUUAUUUGGGAAGAAACAAGGGGAGGAAGUUUGGAAUGGGGGGCAAGGAAAUCAACAGGAGAGUUCAGAUAUGUUGAGAAAUAACAGUAAUAAGACCUCAAAACAAGGGUCCCAUGUGACUUUCCUCUCCCUGCCAAUUGUGCUCAUGAUUUUGACCAUCCGAUUGUGUGACUAUGGAACUGUAAUGCACAUGUUGUAUUUGUGUCUGCAAAGGACUGUGAUGGUCAUGCUUGUAACAACCUUUUACUGCUGAGCCGAUUUGAAUUUAUGCACUGUGCCUUUUUUUGCCUGUUCCUUUCAGAUUGCAGUACACAUACAAUAAGAGGUAUCUACACUGCACAAUUGUUAAAUUUGAUCCCAUCCUAUGGAAUCUUGGGAUUUUUAGUUUGGGGAUGUGCUUAGAGUUUUCAGCCAGACUGGUCUAUUAUUACAGCAUAAGCACUUCAACAAAUUACAAAUCCCAGAAUUCCAUAGGUGGGGGCCAUACCACUUCAACUAGCAUCAAACUGUCCAUAAUUAUACAGUGUGGAUAGCCACAAGAGUUGUUUGAACAAUGCUCUUCUGACAUACAUUUGCUAGUGAAAAAUCCUUUUCAUGCUGCUUUGUAUUGCCCCAAUUCUGACGUUCCACUCUUCUCCAAAAAUGAACCAGUAUAACAUUCCACAUCAAACUGAGCAUCUUUAGAUUGUGUUGGACUAUUUUAGGAAUUCCUUCCUAUGGCAGUUUUUAAAAUGUUGUGCAGGUUGUUCAAAAGUAAGAUCUACUUUGUUCAUGGGGUCUCAAAAAUUCCCAUUUUGUUCGAUUUGAUCAAAUAUUAUAACUAUCAUGUAGUUGUACAUAGAACUACAGUCUUGUAAUGCAAUGGAUUUUACUAUGAGCAAAUGAUUCUCCUUUUCUUCUUGCCAUUUUUCCAAUGUUUAAAGCUCUGGAGCCAAUGGUCAAGGAGUAAUAUAUAGAACUUUGAUCAAGUAUUGUAUUGGCCUUGCUUACAGCAACUUGAUUUAUCUAAGCUCGAUUUCACUACCAGACCCUCUCCCCACUUAUGUAACUUUAACUUCACAUGGCUCAGAAGGUUUAGAUUACAUUGGAACUAGCAUUUUAACUGCUGAGAACUCUUUGGUCAAGUAGCAUAUUGGCCUUGCUUGUUACAGAUAAUUUCUCUACUAUUUUUCUCACUUGUAUCCAAUUUUGUUCCUAUGUGGUAUUGUGUCCAAUUCUUUUAGUAUUUAGCUACACUUCAGGAACUUGUACUGCACUGUCUGAGUGCCCUAAAGGUGUUUACAAGCAGACAAAUGUGAACAAGAAUGUAUGGCUGAACCUACAGUGACUCUAUUCUCUAUUGCAUUAGUUCCACUAGGUACUAGACACUUCUGCCAUUAUCUCAACUGAAACCACAUGUAAUAAACUGGGACUUUCUCACUCUAAUCCCCAUUUGAAGAUGCCUAGCCCCACAAUGUUCAGCUCAGUUUAUUUAUUAUAUAUACACAUAUCUUUUAUAAAGUUACUACACAAUGGCCACCUUAAGGUAAGUGACACUUGACUGUUCUCCCACUAACUUUUGAUUACUGCCACUUCAGAGGUCAGAUUUGUCCUCAUUUAUUUGUUGGUAUAGAAAUUAGCCUGUUUGUCCAGUAUGAAAAUCCAGAAGGGCAUUGCUGAAGAAAGCACUAAAUUCAAUUGUUAGUCUCAACUAACAAUUCAAAAUCAGUUUUUAAAAAAAGUUGAAAAUGGGUUUCUCAAGUAUCAGGAAAUCCUGAUGAGGAAAAUCCUAGAUGUACCAGAAUCUUUGCAUUUCAAAGAUUCAUUCAGUGCAAAACAAUAUCUUCUUUUCUAACACCUAAACACCCUAAAGGCACCAGAUCUCACCUGAUCUUGGGAGCUAAGCUGGGUCAGUCCUGAUUAGUACUAUGAUGGGAGACACCAACAAAUACCAGGUGUUGUAGGCUCUAUUUCAAAGAAAUGAAGUGAAAGACCACCGCUAAAUUUUCCUUGUCUAAGAAAACACUAUGAAAAAUUCAUGGGGCUGCCAUAAGAGGCUCUUGUGGUCUCAUCCAACUCUCUUUUUUGCCAAAGAAUAUAUGGCCAAUCUACUUGACCUGAAAGAUUCAGAAGUCCACACUUUGGUUGUCCAUGAAAUCUCAACAGAUUUUGAACUCCUCAGAUGCCUAGAGCAGCGCUGUUAAUGAUAAUUCACCAUGCAGUCAUAUAUUGGGAUAAAGAUCAGUAGCAAAUGUCACAUUUGACAUGAGAAAGAUUCAGGGUCCAAUCCCUGACAUCUCCAUGUUGGACUGACAAAAACCUCUACUGUAUUUGAAACCCAGGAAGCUGGAAAAGUUAAAAAAGAGGCCCAUUAAAAAGAUAAAACAAAAACAAUUAUCAGCCAUCCUGAGAUUUAUUUUCAUCUUCUCACAAGAACAAAAAGAUCACCAAUUUCCACUGGGUUUUUUUUUAUAACACCACUGCAUUUUAUAGAAAAUAAUUUUCUGUGCAAAAUAAAUAUUUUGCAUAUAACAUGGUUUUUGGGACAAUACAGUUUUGCAGAAUUUUCACAAAAAUACUUAAAAUGUGUGUGUUUGUGGCAGGGGGGAGGGGGAAAUAGCUCAAAAAUGCUUGAAAACCCAUAUGGAUAGAAAACUUUGAAAAUGCUUCAUUUUCACAUGUGAAAGUGAAACAAGGGGAGAUUUCUCUCCCUCUUGAGAGCCACUGCAUUUUUAGAGACCAAGCUUUCUGGAUUUCACACAAGAAUUGUUCCAUUCCAGCUGGAGAUGUCAGGGAGUGAACCUGGAACUUCUUCAUGCUGGGCAUGAGCUUUACUAAGCUGUACUCCAACAUAUGAGUGUAAUGUGAGUGAUUUUUAAUAGCACAGCUGUAGGCAUCUGUAUGUGGUACUUCUCACCAACCAAAGCCUGGAUAUCUGAAUACUUCAAAUCAAAUAUGCUGACCAUUCCUUGCCAGAAAGAAAAGAAAGAGAAAAAAAGAGUAUUAAAGAAGAAGUAAAAAUAACAGAUAAACAGUAUUGGGAUAGAUGAAACAACAGCCUAAGUGCCCCUGCAUCUGCACAGCCAUCCUACUGAAUUCAACAGAGACUAUGUCAAGUAAGUGAAUUACAGCCUUUCUGAUUUAUACAAACUAUAGAGAAUUUCAUUAUGCUAUUUGGGCAGUGUUGACAGAAGGUCAUUCUAGAUUUUUCAUAAUAACAAUGCAACAUACAAAUGACUGCAGUUGAAUACUCUGUUGUGUUAAUGUGUAAUGUCUGAACAAGUAUAUACAUUUAUAUCAUUUGCUUUAUACUGUUUCUUAUAUAGUUUUAACUCUACAAAUGGUUUAACUGCAUUUUAAAAAUACCUUUUAUAUGUUUUUACUGAUUUUUUUGUAUGUGUUUUAAUGUUUUUGUUUUAAAUUUGUAAAAUACCUCAAGUCUUAAUGUUGGGAAAAGGUGAGAAAGAAAGAAAGAAAGAAAG
Molecule: messenger RNA, 6137 nt
Organism: Sceloporus undulatus (fence lizard)
Lineage: Eukaryota; Metazoa; Chordata; Lepidosauria; Squamata; Phrynosomatidae
Gene: ACKR4
Product: atypical chemokine receptor 4
Exons: 2
Coding region: 96-1160 (354 amino acids)
Biological process (GO): immune response; G protein-coupled receptor signaling pathway; chemotaxis
Cellular component (GO): membrane
Molecular function (GO): chemokine binding; chemokine receptor activity; scavenger receptor activity
Source: RefSeq, a predicted model, not a curated record